Messenger RNA from Suricata suricatta (meerkat), 7044 nucleotides. It is a transcript of the gene PSME4, whose product is annotated as proteasome activator subunit 4. The transcript is spliced from 47 exons. The record is from RefSeq and is a predicted model, not a curated record. The coding region runs from base 4 to 5535 and encodes 1843 amino acids. Gene Ontology annotation, molecular function: peptidase activator activity; proteasome binding. NCBI's taxonomy places the organism in Eukaryota, Metazoa, Chordata, Mammalia, Carnivora, Herpestidae. Gene Ontology annotation, biological process: proteasomal ubiquitin-independent protein catabolic process. Gene Ontology annotation, cellular component: nucleus; spermatoproteasome complex; cytosol.
CUCAUGGAGCCGGCCGAGCGUGCGGGCGGCGGAGGUCCCCCGGAGCCCGGCGGGCGUCCCGGCCCGGCCCCGCGGGGCUUCGUCCCGCAGAAGGAGAUCGUCUACAACAAGCUGCUGCCCUAUGCCGAGCGGCUGGACGCCGAGUCCGACUUGCAGCUGGCCCAGAUCAAAAGCAGCCUGGGCCGGGCCGUGCAGCUCCAAGAGCUGUGGCCCGGGGGCCUCUUCUGGACCAGGAAACUCUCCACAUACAUUCGACUCUAUGGGAGAAAAUUUAGCAAAGAAGAUCAUGUUCUUUUUAUCAAGUUAUUGUAUAAGCUGGUAUCAAUUCCAAAACUGGAAAUCAGCAUGAUGCAGGGAUUUGCCCGUCUCUUGAUCAACUUGUUAAAGAAAAAGGAACUUCUUUCAAGAGAUGAUUUGGAGUUACCUUGGAGACCACUUUAUGACAUGGUGGAAAGAAUAUUAUAUUCCAAGACAGAGCACCUGGGAUUAAAUUGGUUUCCUAAUUCUGUAGAAAAUGUUCUCAAAACACUCGUGAAAAGCUGCCGGCCAUACUUUCCAGCAGAUGCCACAGCUGAGAUGCUAGAAGAAUGGCGGCCUUUAAUGUGCCCUUUUGAUGUAACAAUGCAAAAGGCCAUCACUUAUUUUGAAAUAUUUCUUCCUACCUCCCUUCCUCCAGAACUUCAUCAUAAAGGUUUUAAACUUUGGUUUGAUGAAUUAAUUGGCCUUUGGGUUUCAGUGCAAAAUCUCCCACAGUGGGAGGGGCAACUAGUAAAUCUCUUUGCUCGAUUGGCUACAGAUAAUAUCGGGUACAUAGAUUGGGAUCCAUAUGUACCAAAGAUAUUUACAAGAAUUCUGAGAAGCUUGAACCUCCCAGUGGGAAGCAGUCAAGUGUUAGUCCCAAGAUUUUUAACAAAUGCUUAUGAUAUAGGACAUGCUGUAAUAUGGAUCACCGCUAUGAUGGGUGGACCAAGUAAGCUAGUACAGAAACACUUGGCUGGUUUGUUUAACAGCAUCACAUCUUUUUACCACCCUUCAAAUAAUGGGCGCUGGCUGAACAAGUUAAUGAAACUACUUCAACGGUUGCCAAACAGUGUUGUUAGAAGAUUGCAUCGUGAAAGAUACAAGAAGCCUUCUUGGUUAACUCCCGUGCCUGAUAGCCAUAAGCUUACUGAUCAAGAUGUUACAGACUUUGUACGAUGCAUUAUUCAACCUGUCCUCUUGGCUAUGUUUAGCAAAACUGGUAGUUUAGAAGCAGCCCAGGCUCUGCAGAAUCUUGCACUCAUGAGACCUGAGUUAGUAAUACCCCCUGUACUUGAAAGAACGUAUCCUGCACUAGAGACUUUAACAGAACCUCACCAGCUCACAGCUACUUUAAGUUGUGUAAUUGGAGUAGCUCGCAGUUUGGUGUCAGGGGGCAAAUGGUUUCCUGAAGGUCCAACACACAUGCUACCUCUGUUGAUGAGAGCAUUGCCUGGGGUGGAUCCAAAUGACUUCAGUAAAUGCAUGAUCACAUUCCAGUUUAUAGCAACAUUUUCCACUUUGGUGCCUUUAGUAGAUUGUUCAUCUGUACUACAAGAAAGAAAUGACCUUACGGAAGUGGAACGAGAACUUUGUUCAGCCACAGCUGAAUUUGAGGAUUUCGUCUUACAAUUUAUGGACAGAUGUUUUGGACUCAUAGAAAGUAGCACAUUGGAGCAAACAAGAGAAGAGACGGAAACUGAGAAAAUGACUCAUUUGGAGAGUUUGGUCGAGUUAGGUCUGUCUUCGACGUUUAGUACAAUCCUCACACAAUGUUCCAAAGAAAUAUUUAUGGUCGCCCUUCAGAAAGUUUUUAAUUUUUCUAUUUCACAUAUAUUUGAAACAAGAGUAGCGGGCCGCAUGGUGGCGGACAUGUGCCGUGCUGCUGUAAAGUGCUGUCCUGAGGAGUCUUUGAAGUUAUUUGUUCCUCACUGCUGUAGUGUUAUAACUCAGCUUACAAUGAAUGAUGAUGUGUUAAAUGACGAAGAGCUAGAUAAGGAGCUGCUGUGGAACCUUCAGCUCUUGUCGGAGAUUACUCGAGUGGAUGGGAAAAAAUUGCUUCUCUAUAGGGAGCAGCUUGUAAAGAUUCUCCAAAGAACUCUACACCUGACCUGUAAGCAAGGCUACACUCUGUCUUGUAACCUCCUGCACCACCUUCUUCGCUCUACGACACUCAUCUACCCUACAGAGUACUGCAGUGUGCCAGGUGGCUUCAACAAGCCUCCCUCCGAAUACUUUCCCAUCAAGGACUGGGGUAAACCAGGGGACUUGUGGAAUCUGGGCAUCCAGUGGCAUGUUCCUUCUUCGGAGGAAGUGGCUUUUGCCUUCUAUCUGUUGGACUCUUUUCUUCAGCCUGAGCUCAUCAAACUCCAGCACUGUGGUGAUGGCGAACUUGAAAUGUCGAGAGAUGAUAUUCUUCAGAGUCUGACUAUAGUACACAACUGUUUAAUUGGCUCAGGAAACCUCCUGCCUCCACUGAAAGGAGAGCCAGUAACUAAUUUGGUACCAAGUAUGGUGUCCUUGGAAGAGACAAAGUUGUAUACUGGACUUGAAUAUGAUCUAUCCAGAGAGAACCAUCGAGAAGCAAUUGCUAGGGUCAUAAGGAAACUUCUUAACCACAUACUUAACAAUUCAGAGGAUGAUACCAAGUCUUUGUUUCUUAUCAUAAAGAUUAUUGGAGACCUUUUGCAAUUCCAAGGAUCGCACAAGCAUGAAUUUGACUCUCGUUGGAAAAGCUUUAACCUAGUAAAGAAAUCGAUGGAAAAUCGGCUCCAUGGGAAAAAACAACAUAUCAGAGCACUAUUGAUUGACAGAGUAAUGUUGCAGCAUGAGCUACGAACUCUGACUGUUGAGGGAUGUGAAUAUAAAAGAAUACAUCAAGAUAUGAUCAGAGACCUGCUUCGUUUAUCUACAAGUUCAUACAGUCAGGUCAGAAUUAAGGCUCAGCAAACAUUUUUUGCAGCCUUGGGCGCAUAUAACUUCUGUUGCAGAGACAUCAUUCCCUUGGUUUUGGAGUUCUUACGGCCCGAUAGACAAGAUGUCACACAACAGCAGUUCAAGGGUGCCUUGUAUUGUCUCCUUGGAAAUCACAGUGGUGUAUGUUUGGCAAACCUUCAUGAUUGGGACUGUAUUGUACAGACGUGGCCAGCAAUUGUUUCCUCUGGGCUUAGCAAAGCGAUGUCCCUGGAAAAACCAUCAAUAGUGAGACUAUUUGAUGAUCUUGCAGAAAAGAUUCAUCGGCAAUAUGAAACUAUUGGCUUGGACUUUGCAAUUCCAAAGUCCUGUGUUGAAGUAGCAGAAUUACUUCAACAAUCAAAAAAUCCCUCUUCUAACCAGAUAAUGCUCAGUUCAGAAGAAAUUAAAGAAGGACUUAAACGCCAACAAGAAAAGAAUGCAGAUGCCCUGAGGAACUAUGAAAAUUUGGUAAACACUUUAUUAGAUGGUGUGGAGCAGAGAAAUCUGCCUUGGAAGUUUGAACAUAUAGGCAUUGGGCUUCUGUCUCUGCUCUUGAGAGAUGACCGAGUGUUACCUCUUCGUGCCAUACGUUUUUUUGUUGAGAAUCUCAACCACGAUGCAAUUGUAGUCCGAAAGAUGGCAAUCUCAGCUCUGGCUGGUAUUCUUAAGCAGCUCAAAAGAACCCACAAAAAGCUGACCAUCAACCCCUAUGAAAUGGGUGGAUAUUCUAAACCUACCCAGAUUCUUGCUGGUGAUAGGCCUGAUAAUCAUUGGUUGCACUAUGAUAGCAAAAGUAUACCAAGAACCAAAAAAGAAUGGGAGUCAAGCUGCUUUGUGGAAAAAACUCACUGGGGAUACUAUACCUGGCCGCAGAAAAUGGUUGUUUAUGCUGGUGUGGAGGAGCAGCCUAAGCUGGGCAGAAGCAGGGAGGAUCUGACAGAGGCUGAACAGAUUAUAUUUGAUCAUUUUUCUGAUCCUAAAUUUGUUGAACAGUUAAUUACUUUUCUAUCUUUAGAAGACAGAAAAGGAAAAGAUAAGUUUAAUCCUCGCCGUUUUUGCCUCUUUAAGGGCAUAUUCAGAAAUUUUGAUGAUGCUUUUCUGCCAGUUCUGAAGCCCCAUUUAGAACGUUUGGUUGCAGACUCCCAUGAAAGCACCCAGCGAUGUGUUGCAGAAAUUAUAGCCGGUUUAAUCAGAGGUUCUAAGCAUUGGACGUUUGAAAAGGUGGAGAAACUUUGGGAGCUUCUUUGCCCUCUGCUUAGAACUGCGUUGUCCAACAUUACAGUAGAAACUUACAAUGAUUGGGGAACUUGUAUAGCAACAUCCUGUGAAAGCAGAGAUCCCCGGAAACUUCAUUGGCUCUUUGAGCUACUGUUGGAAUCACCAUUGAGUGGUGAAGGAGGAUCCUUUGUAGAUGCAUGUCGACUCUACGUGCUCCAAGGUGGCCUUGCCCAGCAGGAGUGGAGAGUGCCGGAACUAUUGCACAGACUACUGAAGUACUUGGAACCCAAACUCACCCAGGUUUACAAAAAUGUCAGGGAAAGAAUCGGGAGCGUGCUGACCUACAUAUUUAUGAUAGAUGUUUCUUUGCCAAACACUGCGCCAACAGCAUCCCCUCGGGUCCCUGAGUUUACUGCUCGAAUUCUAGACAAACUGAAACCCCUGAUGGAUGUGGAUGAAGAAAUUCAGAACCAUGUUAUGGAAGAAAAUGGAAUUGGUGAAGAAGAUGAACAAACUCAAGGCAUUAAACUCUUAAAAACUAUAUUGAAAUGGCUGAUGGCUAGUGCAGGAAGAUCCUUCUCUACAGCAGUCACAGAACAGCUUCAGCUUCUACCUUUGUUUUUUAAGAUUGCCCCAGUGGAAAAUGACAAUAGCUAUGAUGAACUGAAAAGAGAUGCAAAGUUAUGUUUGUCACUAAUGUCUCAGGGGUUGCUUUACCCUCAUCAAGUGCCUUUGGUACUUCAGGUGCUAAAACAAACCGCAAGAAGCAGUUCUUGGCAUGCUAGAUACACAGUACUGACCUACCUCCAGACCAUGGUAUUUUAUAACCUCUUUAUUUUCCUCAACAAUGAAGAUGCAGUCAAAGACAUCAGGUGGCUGGUUAUAAGUCUUUUGGAGGAUGAACAGCUAGAGGUUCGAGAAAUGGCUGCUACCACCUUAAGCGGUCUGUUACAGUGUAACUUCCUUACCAUGGACAGUCCUAUGCAGAUUCAUUUUGAGCAACUUUGCAAAACAAAACUACCGAAGAAAAGAAAACGGGACCCUGGUUUCGUAGGAGAUACAAUUCCUUCUGCAGAGUUGGUCAAACGUCAUGCUGGGGUGCUAGGACUCGGUGCGUGUGUUCUUUCCAGUCCUUACGACGUUCCCACCUGGAUGCCCCAGCUCCUCAUGAACCUGAGUGCACAUCUGAAUGAUCCGCAGCCCAUCGAGAUGACUGUAAAAAAGACCUUAUCCAAUUUCCGAAGGACGCACCACGACAACUGGCAAGAACACAAACAGCAGUUCACAGACGACCAGCUGCUGGUUCUCACCGACCUCCUCGUGUCCCCAUGCUAUUAUGCAUAGAAGAUGAGUAGUCCUCACUUCAGGCUCUUUUCAUCAAAAAUUCCAGAUCCUCAGGUACCAUCUGUGGCGGCUCUGCAGGUUUUUAAACCCCCCUCUGUUGAGCUCUCAUCAGUUUGGUGGUUUCUGUGUUUGGUCUCAUUAGUCUGCGUCCCACGGGCUCUCAGCUGCCAUUUGAUUACCUGCCCUGUUUGAAGUGGCUUCAGAAACUGAUCGCUCUCGCUCUGAGGCAGCUGACAGCUCGGCGUCUCGGACCGGAAAUAAUUACCCAGUACGAUCAUGGCAUCCGAGACCAAACGGAGUCUAGGAACUCAUUAAGGAACAGUUUGCUUGUGAUUGAGAAUACCUGUCUGUAAUACAGGUCCUGUCAUUUCAUUCAUCUCAAAUUAUUUUGAAUUUUUUCCAAAUGGCUGUUGGGUGUAGAUGGUAGUAGGGCUGAGGGGCAUAAAUCGAAGCCUGAGAGCUUUGGGUCUGGAGAGCCACGAAGAGGGAAGGGAAAGCGGGCAAGUCUGGAGCCUAACCGAGGACCUGAUGGAUCACUCCACCAAGACACAGAAGUGAAGUCUGUGUCACGUGCUUCCCACAGACUGGAGUUUUUGGUGCUGAACAGAAAGAGCAGUUGCUGAAAAACCGGGGGUUUGGUGAAUAAAUUUUUGAUUGACUGUUGUGCGUGUAUACAGUGUGUGAUUUUGAAAAUAAACAACGACAAUUAAAACCCUGACUGAUUGAUUUUCACCUGUAUUCUUUGCAUAUACUGUUUGACCCUCUUUAAGAACUGUUCUACUUCACCUAAUGGGAAACUGCUGUGUAUGUGGAAAUUUCGUAAUUUUCUUUAUAUCUUUUGGUUUUUUUCUUUUUUUUUUUUUUGCCUGCAGAAUCGUUGAGAGACUAAUGAGUCUUUAUAUUUAAUUGACUUGUUUAAUAAAUGUUAUAUAGAUGUAAAAGACUGUAUAAACUGUAGAGAUAGUAUUGGCAAGACUUUGUACAGAUGCAACCUUUUACACAGCACCAGUGUGUAAUUAAUUUGUAAAGUUCACAUGUAGCUCUUUAUUAUAGUAAUUUUUGGCUUUUGUACCAAUUGAAUGCCAUUUUUUGUGUUUUUAAAUUAUUUUAUCUUUUCAUGUUACAAAAGCUGAGGUGUGGGGUUUUUGAGUUCACUUAUCGUUAGAAUGUCUGGAUUUUUAUGUAACUUUUGUGAGCAUCCUUAAAUGCAAACACCUUUGCCUGUGACAAGUUUAUAGAAUGCAAAGCAUCUUCUAGGUUAAAGUAAUUCACAAGUUGGUGAAUGUCAUCUUGGAACACACCCUGUACAGUCUUCCUUAAAGGAACACUACAGUAUAUUUUUUAGUACCUACUUACUGAAUGACCCGCUACAGACCUAAGCACAGCAGAGGUCCUGGUACGGAAUUGAAUUGUCAGCCUCCACAGGCCUAAUCCCUGUAUAGAGUAGUGCCAAACCGAUUAUUUCAAUUGUGUAACUAGUUUAAAACCCAAUAAAUGGAUUGUUUUUAA